Molecule: messenger RNA, 1314 nt
Organism: Naegleria gruberi
Lineage: Eukaryota; Heterolobosea; Eutetramitea; Acrasida; Naegleriidae
Exons: 1
Coding region: 1-1314 (437 amino acids)
Biological process (GO): D-serine catabolic process
Molecular function (GO): D-serine ammonia-lyase activity
Source: RefSeq, a predicted model, not a curated record
AUGCUCAACACGAAAUUUCGUAUUAAAUUUUCCACGAUCAAACAAUCAAUAAUAACCUCUAACAAUAAUGUUCUUUUAAAUUAUAUUCUUCAUAGUAAUAAUAAUAAUAACCAAAUUAGAUGUAAUCAUCACAGAUCUGUUCAAUCUCCACCUUGGACAAAACAAUUUUCAAAGGAAUGGAUAGUGGAUAUGAAAACUCCAUGUUUUGUUGUGGAUUUGGAGAGAUUUGAGAGAAAUUGUCAAAAUAUGAUCAAGAAGGCUUCUGAUUGUGGGAUUUCAUUGAGACCACAUGUUAAAACUCACAAAACAUUGGAAGGAGCAAGGCUACAAACAAAAGAUAUGCUAGAGAGAAAGAUUGUUGUUUCAACAUUGGCAGAGGCUGAAUUUUAUGGUUCCGAUAUGUUCAAUGAUAUUCAUUAUGCUGUACCUAUUUCUUCUAAAAGUAAAUUGGAACAAGUUGCAAAAUUAACACAAAAUCUCAAAGCUUUUCAUAUUGAGGUUGAUAAUGAAGAUUCCUUGGAUUUAAUUGAGGAUUAUGCUAAAUUGAAUAAGGUUAAAUUUUCACUGUUUGUUCAAGUUGACUCUGGACAACAUAGAAUUGGUGUAGAUCCAAAUAGUGAGGCAUCUGUUGAAUUAGUGAAGAGAAUACAUAAUUCUCCAUAUCUCUCAUUUGCAGGACUCUACACACAUGCUGGACAUUCAUAUGGAUGCCAAGGGGUUGAGGAAAUUAAAGUAGUAGCAAGGGAUGAAGCAAAAAUUAUCUCAGAUUUUGCAAGAAAGCUCAUUAGUGUCGGAAUUAAACCAAAGACUGUUGCUGUGGGAUCAACACCAACUUGUUCGAUUGGUUCAAGAGAUGAAUGGAAGACUAGUGAUAGUUUGGUAAAUGAGCUUCAUCCUGGAAAUUAUGUAUUCUUUGAUUAUAUGCAAACAAAGAUUGGAAGUUGCAGUGUUGACGAUUGUUCUGCAUAUUUAGUUUCGAGUGUUAUUAGUACUAGACCAAGUAAGAAUCAAUUAGCUAUUGACUGUGGAGCAUUGUCUCUCAGUAAGGAUGUUGGAGUUUCAUCAUCAGGAAACGCAUCAUAUGGACUGAUAAUGGAAGAUGAAUCAUUACAACUAACAGGUCUCACUCAAGAAAUUGGCAUUGUGACAGGUGAUAAACCAAUCGAUUUUAACAAAUUUAAGGUUGGCACUAAGAUUACAAUCAUUCCUAAUCACAGUUGCCUUGCCGCUGCUUUAUUUGACAAGUAUUAUGUUGUGGAUAAUUCUACAGAUUUGAAUUUGGUUGCUAUAUGGAAAAAUGUUAGGGGAUGGUAG